AAGUAAGAUGCAACAUCCCCAAAGUCUGGUAAUGCCUUCAUUGGCRSAUUUAUGUUUCUUACGAGAAUUAAAUCUUAGCGACUGCAAUAUAUUGGAAGUGUCUGAUAGCAUUGGAGGCUUAUCAUUUCUAGAAUCUCUAAACUUGAAAGGGAACAACUUUACUAGCUUACCUGGAUGUCUGAGUCAACUUUAUCGUCUUAGAGAUUUAUACUUUUCUAAUUGCAAGAAGCUGGAAAUGCUUCCAGAACUUCCCCCUAACCUUGAGUUUCUUUUCGCAUUUUUUUGCCCCUCCUUGCAUUCACCUAACAAUUUUAAUAUUCAAUCAUCCUCAUCCAUGAGUUUUGUCGGUUGUCCAAAAUUGUUUAAAAAUAUUGAAAGCCAGUUUUGUAUGUGUCAGCCUCCACUUGAUCUUAACUUAUCUAUAACCUCCUAUAGUUGUAGAAACGAAAUUUCUUCUUUGCUUCAAUUUACGUCGUUCCCGACUAACACACGUGGAAUCUUCGGUGGACAAGACAAUUACCUUUUGGAUAUAAAAUAUCAUGGAAAUAGAAUUCCACAAUGGCUUACAGAUACAAGUAUGGGAAAUCACUUACAGGUCGAUUUGCCUUCAAAUUUCUGCUACAAGAAGUUGAGGGGAUAUGGAUUUUGUGUUGUUUUGACGUCGAAAAUGUCUUGUUUUGGUCACUACAAUUACAACAAUUUACCAUGCUAUCAUGUGGACAACUUUGAUGGGACUUCUUUGGUUGACGACCAUCGAUUUAUAUAUGGUUCCACUAAAAUCCCUAAGUUAGAUAUCAUAUGGUUUUGUUUUAGUUCUUGGAUUGAUAUUGGAUGGUCGGAGGCAAAGAAUUUUGUUACUUUUUCGAUUGAACACGGUGAUGAUBUUGAGGUAAAAGAAUGUGGUUUUAGACUUGUUUUUGAUGAAGAUAUAGAAGAAGGGACGAAUUUCAGUCUCAUUCAAGAGCUCCCAACUCCAACAAAAGAAGGAGGUGCCAUCCGCAUGUUCUCGAAUAAUCGAAGUUUCAAUUGGUCGUGGUAGGUAGUCUGAUUAACAAAGAUGUAUUGUGGCGAUGCAUAUGUCAAAGCUUGGAUGUCAUUGAUUGUAAUAUAAUUUUGUCAUUUUUCCCUCACAAUUGUAAUUUAUAUUUAGUAUCAUAACUAUAUGUAAUGAAAAUUGUCUCUG
This is a messenger RNA of Cynara cardunculus var. scolymus (artichoke), 1183 nucleotides long. RefSeq names its product disease resistance-like protein DSC1. The record is from RefSeq and is a predicted model, not a curated record. Lineage: Eukaryota; Viridiplantae; Streptophyta; Magnoliopsida; Asterales; Asteraceae. Bases 8 to 1039 code for a protein of 343 amino acids. Gene Ontology annotation, molecular function: protein binding. The transcript has a single exon.